GGGCCGGGGCCAUGUGUCGCGCGCGGCUCCGCCUCCCGCCGGUCCUCUGAGGCGGCGGCCGGGGGGAACGCAGAGAGAACCAGCCAGGCACCUAUCUGGGCCGUACGGUGCCCAUGACUGGUGCCCCGGACUGCGCCAUGGCGAGGCCUUUUUCUUUGGUCCGGACCAUCCGGAAGGGGCUUUCUGGGCCCCGCCCCGUCUGGCCUGGCCUGGCCUGCUCGAGUCUUGCAAGCUCUGCAGGCAGCUAGCGGGCAGACCCCAGCCCCACGUCCUGCUACCCGUCUGCGAAGGAUCUGGGAAUGGGCAGCGCCACCCGGCCCGCUCCAGAGUCAGCAUGGGUCUCAACAAGGCCGGGUGACGCUCCAGAAUGGGAGACAAGCCAAUUUGGGAGCAGAUUGGAUCCAGCUUCAUUCAACAUUACUACCAGUUAUUUGAUAACGAUAGAACCCAACUAGGCGCAAUUUACAUUGACGCGUCAUGCCUUACGUGGGAAGGACAGCAGUUCCAGGGGAAAGCUGCUAUUGUGGAGAAGUUGUCUAGCCUUCCGUUCCAGAAAAUACAGCACAGCAUCACGGCACAGGACCAUCAACCCACACCAGAUAGCUGCAUCAUCAGCAUGGUUGUGGGCCAGCUCAAGGCCGAUGAAGAUCCCAUCAUGGGGUUCCACCAGAUGUUUCUAUUAAAGAACAUCAAUGAUGCUUGGGUUUGCACCAAUGAUAUGUUCAGGCUUGCCCUGCACAACUUCGGCUGACCACCUCCCAGCCAGGCACUCAUGCUGUUUCCUCCUCCCUCCUCUUCCCAAUACUAUUCACACUCCUCCAGAUGCUCCAAAUAUCAUACACAAAUGAGCAGAGCCGUGGUGGGAGUGGGCGCAGUGCGCUGCUGCCACCAAGGUGUUGUGCAUGAUGUUUGGAUGCUAGACUAGUCGCAUCUGACAGGAGAAGUUUGUGUUGUACCAGCGCAUGCCUUGGAAAGACUUAAGUAAUGCAAAAGGUUGUCCUUUUUUUUUUAAUCUACUGACAAGUUGCUCUAGUAACCCAAAGAAGUGAAGGAGAAAGCAGCUGCCUCACCGCCCAGAUUGAUUUGUUCAGAUGUUUCAAUGCCUCAUGAUACAAUAAAACCACAAAAAUUUUCUUAACAGUUUAAAUUGUUUUAAUUAGUUUACUAGUUGACUGGGCAUCAGUAGCUAACUUGACCCAUUGUCUCCCUCAUGUCUCACCCUGCCACCUCUGUCCCAACUUCACAAUACCUGUUGCAAGGAGAAAACUGCUAAAGCAGCACUCGCAGCUAGCUUCUCUCAAGCUCACCUGGUCUUGGGAAAGCAGACAAGGAGAACUUAGGUCUGGCCUGAAGUUUCCCUUGCACUAAAGCCUCUGCAGUCAGUUCUGAUACCUCUUGUGACCUCUGCCCUAGGUAGAUGCAGGGUUCUACUAGUGGGAGAGAUAACCCUGAAUCCUACUGAAGCUGGAGAGACCUUGGCAAAAUGACCCAUCAGGUUUCAGUCCCUCUGGACUGAAGUCUCAGCAAUAUCAAGGGAGAGGCCUUUACUCCCUGAAGGGCAAGGAUCAUAUCCAGGGUACCCCACAUACCCCAAACGAAGCAGAGGGACAGCUCGGUCCUGUACCACCUGCUUUGGAUGUCAUUGCCUACAGAGCCAGACCCAGUUGGUUUGGAGUAUAGAUUUGGAGCCAUGGGGGAAGGCAGUCUGAAUGUGGGAGAUUCAUGUUCUAAGAGCUCUCAGACCUCUGCAAGACAUUUCCAGGCUUUCUCCCUCAAUUUCCUUCCUCAGCACACACACUCCACAGUGUCUUCAAAUCCCAGCAUGUCUUAGCUAUUAAGGCAGUUUCUGCUUCUCAGUUUUGGGGACAGAGGCUUUGCCCAUUACAAAUCUAGGCCCUCAGCCCAGAGACCUCUGGAUGGUAUAAACUUAGCGGAAAGGUAGCAACUGCAGUCUAGAACCAAACCCAGGAUUUGGUGAUUGCCCUGUUAGGGGUUUUAGGAUUGGUAAGGGUACCACAGCUAAGUCUGACCUGUAAAAGGUACCCUCUCUACCUCCCACUAUAGGUGGAGGCUAAGGAUUUCCUCAGACCCCUCGGUUGCCUGUCUACACUGGGCACAGGGCUGGAUGGUGUGCUGUUUGACAGGUCAGCAUGCUUAGGAAAUUUCAGUUGGGCUGAUCUCUAGGCUGGUGUGUGUUUGGGGAGGUGGGGGUGGGGGAGAGGUAGAUGCCUGCUGCCUCUUAAACCACCCUGUAUAAAAUCCGCAAUACAGCUUCUUCCAUGUACCUGUGCCUGAAUUGUCUGCAAUAAAGAGGAGUUUGUAAACUA
Molecule: messenger RNA, 2327 nt
Organism: Carlito syrichta (Philippine tarsier)
Lineage: Eukaryota; Metazoa; Chordata; Mammalia; Primates; Tarsiidae
Gene: NUTF2
Product: nuclear transport factor 2
Exons: 5
Coding region: 368-751 (127 amino acids)
Biological process (GO): protein import into nucleus
Cellular component (GO): nuclear pore central transport channel
Source: RefSeq, a predicted model, not a curated record